This is a messenger RNA of Corylus avellana, 1130 nucleotides long. RefSeq lists its product as uncharacterized. NCBI's taxonomy places the organism in Eukaryota, Viridiplantae, Streptophyta, Magnoliopsida, Fagales, Betulaceae. The record is from RefSeq and is a predicted model, not a curated record.
UCUCUGUGGCUUUCCUGUUGGUCUCCUUUUCCACCACCCGAUUUAAACCCCAAAAUAUCCACCCUCUUCUUUCCCACAUCUCCUUUCUCAUUCAAUAUUUGCAGCUCUCUCUGUCUUUCUCUCAUUCACUCAUUCUCUGCGGUUAACAUGGAAUACAAGGAGGAGUACCAGCAGGCUCUAGCGCCCCAGUACGAGUGUCUUCUCUUUGAUGUUGAUGACACCCUUUAUCCCCUGAGCUCUGGUCUGUCCAAAGCAUGCACAAAGAAUAUUGAAGAGUAUAUGGUUCAAAAGCUUGGGAUAGAAGAAGAGAAAGUCCCUGAGAUGAAUCGUAUGUUAUACAAGAAUUAUGGAACAACAAUGGCGGGUCUUAAGGCAAUUGGCUACGACUUUGACAAUGAUGACUAUCAUAGAUUUGUUCAUGGGAGAUUGCCCUAUGAUGCACUAAAACCUGACCAUGUUCUGAGGAGUCUGUUGCUUAGCAUGCCUUUUAGGAAAGUUAUUUUCUCAAAUGCGGAUAAGGGGCAUGUUGCCAAAGCUCUUAGCAGGCUUGGAUUGGAAGACUGCUUCGAUCUGGUUAUAAGCUUUGAGACUCUGAAUCCGACCACCAACGAGAAUGAUAAUGCCUAUGAUAACGUUGUUCACAUUCCUUGUCAACCCAAUUCUACCUCGGAGCUUCCCAUGUCUCCAGUCAUUUGCAAACCAUUUGAAAAUGCAUUUAUACAAGCAUUCAAGGCAGGCAGCAUCAAUCCUCAAAGAACACUUUUCUUCGAUGAUAGUAUCCGAAAUAUACAAUGUGGGAAGCGUAUGGGGCUUCACACAGUGCAUGUGGGCACAUCUCAUCGUGGAAAUGGUGUAGAUUAUGCUUUAGAGAGCAUCCACAAUAUUAGAGAAGCAUUGCCGGUGCUAUGGGAAGCCAUUAAUGAAGAGUCAGGAAGCAUAGAGUAUCCAAGGAAGAUGGCAAUUGAGACUUCAGUGAAAGCCUAGCAUAUAUGAUCAGGGAGAUCAGAUCACUAAUGUAUGUUUAUUGGCAUUUCAGCAAUAAUGCCAGAUUUGUAUUAAUUACUUUUUGGUACUGGACUUGUAUGAUCCCUAUCUCUAAUGAUGAUCUAUGCAUUAAUUCUCUUUCUUAA